Molecule: messenger RNA, 1425 nt
Organism: Torulaspora globosa
Lineage: Eukaryota; Fungi; Ascomycota; Saccharomycetes; Saccharomycetales; Saccharomycetaceae
Gene: TMS1
Product: Tms1p
Exons: 1
Coding region: 1-1425 (474 amino acids)
Cellular component (GO): membrane
Source: RefSeq, a predicted model, not a curated record
AUGGGAGCCGUCGUUUCGCUACCAGUCACUCUCGGUGGAUCUUUCAUUGCCUCUGGGCUAGGUGCUUGUUGCUCCAAUCUCUGCUCUGGUAUGAUGACAAAAGUUGGCUCGUCAUCUCUAGCAACUAGACUGUUUUAUGCAGUGUGGUUGCUAUUCAAUUCGUUGGUAUCAUGGAUAUCCAUGUCAGCUAACAAAUCGAUUUUGUGGCCUGGUUCGACAUGUGCCGCUACAGGAGAAUGUGGGUUCUUCACCGUUCACCGUCUCAAUUUCGCUCUGGGAUUAUUGCAUUUGAUGUUGGCGUUACUAUUAAUCGGAGUUAAAUCUACCAAGGAUGCUCGUGCGAGUCUACAGAACUCCUGGUGGAGUUUGAAAUUCCUGGCGUAUAUUGGAUUGAUUGUUUUUGCCUUCGCCUUGCCCAAUAGUUUCUUUGUUUUCUUCUCUAAAUGGGUCUCCGUUCCUGCUGGUGCUGUGUUCAUUAUAGUUGGAUUGAUACUACUAGUGGACUUUGCUCACGAAUGGGCAGAGACUUGCAUAAAUCAUGUCGAGGUCGAGGACGAGAAUUCGGCCUUCUGGAAGAAAUUCCUCGUAAUUGGAACAAGUGCUAUGUAUACUGCAUGCUUGGCUAUGACGAUUGUCAUGAUUGUGAUAUUUUGCAGAGGCAGCUGUACUAUGAAUCAAACCGCAACAACUAUAACAACCCUGUUGACUAUCAUAGUGACGGCCUUAUCGGUGCACCCCAAAGUUCAAGGUGCCAACCCAAGAUGUGGACUGGCCCAGAGCAGCAUGGUUUCCGCUUAUUGUACUUAUUUGACGAUGAGCGCGAUGUCUUCCGAGCCUGACGACAAAAAGUGUAAUCCGUUGGUCAGGUCCAGCGGCACAAGGAACGCAAGCGUGGUUCUCGGUUCUUUAUUCACUUUUGUUGCCAUUGCUUACACUACCACCAGAGCCGCCGCAAAUAGUGCAUUUCAAGGAACUAAUGACAAUGGCGCCAUUUACCUAGGUGAGGAUGAGGAAUAUCCGGGACUUGAUGGACAAUCAAGAAACCAAUUGCGCUAUGAAGCGAUAAAGCAGGCCGUGGAAGAAGGAUCUCUUCCUGAAAGUGCUCUCCAUGACUCGACAUGGAUGGGGUCACCAGGCAUCACAGAGGUCGGAGUAGAUAGGCAUACUGAUGAUGAAAUUACGGGAACAAGAUAUAACUACGCUUUGUUCCACGCUAUCUUUUUCAUAGCCACUCAAUGGAUUGCGAUCCUGCUGACAAUUAAUGUGACACAAGAUGAUGUAGGCGAUUUCAUACCGGUCGGAAGGACCUACUUUUACUCGGAUGUCAAGAUCGGAAGCGCUUGGCUUUGCUAUGGACUCUAUGCAUGGACCAUAAUAGCUCCCCUGAUCAUGCCCGACCGGUUUGAAUACGAUAACUUUUACUGA